This is a messenger RNA of Rasamsonia emersonii CBS 393.64, 1359 nucleotides long. RefSeq lists its product as uncharacterized. Gene Ontology annotation, molecular function: protein binding. Lineage: Eukaryota; Fungi; Ascomycota; Eurotiomycetes; Eurotiales; Trichocomaceae. The transcript has 4 exons. The record is from RefSeq and is a predicted model, not a curated record. Bases 1 to 1359 code for a protein of 452 amino acids. Gene Ontology annotation, cellular component: TRAPP complex; Golgi apparatus.
AUGGCCUCCACUCCAGGUUCCAGACACCGCCGCAAUGUCUCCUCCCGAUCUCGACCUCGCGCACCAACGAAAGGGCCGUUAGAGGUGGCUGAGGAUCCUCUUGGUGCUUCAGAGAAUCCUGGGUCGCCUCAGAGAUCGAAACCUCAAUCUCCAGUCAACACGAGCAAUGCUUCUCAUGCGCCCUCCCCCAGUCCAUUGGACCAAUUUGACGCUAUGCGCGCCGAGUUGGAUAGCAUCAUGACGACGCAGGACUCGCCUCCGUUCACAAAGGACCUAUCAUACCUUCUUCGUGCAGACAUGUAUCAUCCGCUCUCGCAGCUCGAUAUUCCGCCCGCCUUUCGCUCGUCGUUCUAUCAACCUCCUCCGGGAGAGCCUCUGUCUUCAUCCUUAAGCACCCUUAAUACGUUGUUAGCCCAGGGCCAUUUUCUUCUGGCUGCGCAUCUGUGUGGGACACUAUUGACGUCGCCUGCUAUUUCCCCGACGGAUCACAAGACAAUUUUUACUCUGUUCUACACCCGCUUGGCAUGUCUCGAGCUAACCGGGAACACCGUCUUCGCCGCACAGGAAUCGAAGGCCCUGGAAGAUCUAAGCUCCGCUUUUUACUAUGUGGAUGCGGAUUUUGAGACAGCAGAAGAGGGACAGAGCCGCAGCCAUAGAAGACAACCAAUUCACAUUGUACCGUGGCCACUACGCGUUCUCGCCGUCAGGUUACAAAGCAUUGGGUUCGGAGAUACGCGUCGAAGCGUGGCUGGAUUAUAUGAGCUUGGGCUCGAGGCGCGAAGAGAGAUAAUGCGGCCCGAUAUUGACGAUGCCAAAAAGCAGAUCUGGAAGGCAAGAUUGGCAGAUCUGGGAAUACGGAGUGUCAACGCGCUGAUCGAAAUGGGGGAUAUGGACGCCGCGAGACGGUCGUUGGACACCUUAAAGGGGAAAGGUGCUGACAACGACAGUAUGAGGAUGAGGAAGGUCCUAUUAUACUUGCGGAUUGGGGAUGUGGGAGCGGCGAAGGAAGUCCUGCAAGAAUCUAGUGGCCUGGACGAAGGCAUCCUGAAGCCUUUGAUAAAUAUGGCGGAGGGCCGUUUUGACGAUGCCGUCGCAGAGUGGAGAGCUUUGUUGGAAAAGAAUUCCAACACAUCGAGCGAGCCCAUGAUUGCGCAGAAUUUGGCCUCUCGUGCCCUUCUCGAGUCUCUCGUCUCUGCGAACCACUCCUUCCCAAGCCUGACAUUCAACCUAUCAACCAUCUACGAGCUCUGUUCGGAGAAGUCGCGAAACUUGAAGAUGCACCUUGCCGACGAGGUUGCGAAACAAACUCACUCGGGAGAAACAAACCUGGAUCGGUCAAAUGCAGACUUUAAGCUCUGA